UUAAGUGUCACCUAACGCAAGGAUUUUUACCCAGGAGCGGCUCCAGCUCGCCCUUUUGCUCUCUUUUCUGGCUCUCUUCUUCCUCUAUUCCACCCACCGCCACCUUGCCGUGCCCUUCUCUCGGCCCGAAGUAGACAGCAGAGUAUCGAAGAAGAUGAGAGAAGGAAAAGAGAGAGAAACAGAAAGAGAAGGAGCGCAGGACGAGUAAUAACUACGUUCUUCUCGUUCUCUCUCUCUCUCUCUAUAUCUACCUCACAACCGGGAGAGAGAUCGAAAUUAAAGAAAAAAAAAGAGAAAAUGGAAUAAAAAUAGCAAUGAACUCAUUUUUCUUCUGAGAGAUUUGGUAUAGCACUUGCCAGAUCUGCGGCAGGACGUUCCAUCUGGCUACAUUAGCUGAAAAUGGAUCGUCGAAGUUGGCCUUGGAAGAAAAAAUCAUCUGAAAAAGCAACAACUACAACAGAUUCCACCAGCACUUCUUUGUCUAAUCCAAGCGGCAAUCAAGCAGAUCAGGAAAGUACAAAAAGUGUAAAUUAUGUUCAAGUUUCUGCAGAGAAAUAUGCAUAUCUCACUGAAUUGGAGGACCAAGUGAAGGUCUUGAAUGAAAAAUUAUCUUCGGCACAAUCAGAGAUGACCACUAAGGAAAAUUUAGUAAAACAACAUGCAAAAGUUGCUGAAGAAGCAGUAUCUGGUUGGGAAAAAGCUGAAGCAGAAGCUUCAGCACUUAAAGUUCAACUUGAGUCUGUAACACUGUUAAAGCUUACAGCUGAAGAACGGGCAUCACAUCUUGAUGGUGCUCUAAAGGAGUGCAUGAAGCAGAUACGGAAUGUUAAGGAAGAAAGUGAGCAAAAAUUACACGAUGUAGUUUUUGCAAAAACUAAGCAAUGGGAAAAGAUCAAGGCUGAACUGGAAGCAAAAAUAAAUGAUUUUGAACAGGAGCUCUUAAAGGCUUCUGCUGAAAAUACUGCACUGUCAAGAUCUCUUGAAGAACGUUCUGAUAUGCUGAUGAAGAUUAGUGAGGAAAAAUCUCAAGCUGAUGCUGAAAUUGAAGUAUUGAAGAACAACCUACAAUUGUGUGAAAGAGAAAUAAGUUCAUUAAAAUAUGAACUUCAUGUGGUCUCCAAGGAGCUUGAAAUUCGCAAUGAAGAGAAGAACAUGAGCAUAAGAUCUGCUGAUGUGGCAAACAAGCAGCAUUUAGAAGAUGUCAAGAAAAUUUCGAAAUUAGAAGCAGAAUGUCAAAGGUUACGUGGUCUCGUUCGAAAGAAGUUGCCUGGCCCUGCUGCAUUAGCUCAAAUGAAGUUAGAAGUUGAAAAUUUAGGCCGAGAUUAUGGAGAUACCAGAUUACGGCGCUCUCCUGCUAAAAAUUCAAGCCCGCAUCAUAUAACAACUCCAGUUUCUGACCUUGCCUUUGAACACAUUCAGCAGUUCCAGAAAGAGAAUGAAUUUCUUACGGCACGUCUGCUGGCAAUGGAGGAAGAGACAAAGAUGCUAAAGGAGGCCUUAUCAAAACGUAACAGUGAGCUGCAAGCUUCAAGAAACAUGUGUGCUAGGACAGCAAGCAAGCUUCGUAGCUUGGAAGUGCAUAUGCUUGCUCCAAAUCAACAAAUGAGCCCCGCAAAGUCAAAUAGCUUUACCCCCUUCAAUGGUACCUUAAGCCAACAUGAAAGCAACCCACCAAGCUUGACCUCCAUGUCUGAAGAUGGUAUUGAUGAGGAAGGAAGCUGCUCUGAAUCUUGGGCCACAGCAUUAAUGUUAGAGCUCUCCCAGUUCAAGAAAGAAAAAGAUGUUAACAAUAGUAAGAAGGCAGACAAUUCAAAUCGUUUGGAACUUAUGGAUGACUUUUUAGAGAUGGAGAGAUUAGCAUGUUUGUCAGGAGAGACCAAUGGGACUGUCACUAUUUCAGAUAGCGUGGUUGAUAAGAUGAAAAUUGAAAAUGUUGAAGCUACUUCAAUGGCUGAUGUUCAAAAAAUUGGGGAUGGUGAAGAACUACAGCUGGCUUUGGUGCCAGCUACGAAUCUGGUUUAUACUAGCAAGGAGCAAUCAGAUGGGGAGUGCAUAUCAAGCAAGUUUGCUUCUCCACUGUCAAAAUUACAGUCACGAAUAGCUUCUCUGUUUGAACCUGGAGCCCAGGACACGGAUAUGUCAAAACUUUUGGAAGGUAUUAGAUGUAUUGUGCAGGAUGUACAACAAGAAUUGCCUCAGCACUCUGGUUGUGUUAUCAAAGAAACUUACUCCGCAGAUGCUACUUGUGAUCAAAAUGAAGAUAUGGGUGAAACUACAAACAGUGUGAUUUCUUCCAAGCAAGAUCAUAAUUCAUGUUGUGAUGCUAAGUAUGUCACAGAUCCAGGAUUGAAGAAAGCAAUUUCUCAGAUUCAUGAUUUUAUUGUUUCUCUUGGUAAAGAAGCUAUGGAUAUUCAAGGCAGGACUUCUGAAGGCCAUGGAACAAAUGAGAGAAUUGAGCAGUUCUCUGCUUCUGUCAACAAAGUUCUGUGUAAUGAAAUAAGUCUAAUUGAUUUUUUUCUUGCCUUGUCCCAAAUUUUGUCUGAAACCAGUUUCAAUAUGCCAAGCGAUAAGGGCAAUGGAGGAGAAAGUAAUGGUUCUGAUUGCAUAGACAAGGUAACUUCACUAGAAAAUAAAGUGCUUGAGCAUAAAUCAACAAAAGGGAAUUUCUCAGGUGUGUGUUCGCUUGUACCUCAUUCUUCCUCUGAUCCUGAGAUUGAAGGGCCCAAUGGCCGUGACUUUGAAGUAAAGGCCACAUUUCAGAAGUUCUCACCGGAGGAAUUUAAACACUUGAAAUUAGAGAAGGAGAACAUGGAGAUGGAAUUGGCUAGAUGUAAUGAAAUGCUGGAACGUACAAAGUCUCAGCUGGUUGAAAUGGAACAAAACCUGGCAGAGCUUAAAUCACAAUUGGCUGCCAGUCAGAAAUCAAACAGCUUGUCGGAGACACAAUUGAAAUGUAUGGCUGAGUCCUAUAAGACACUAGAAUCACGCACAAAGGAAUUAGAAGCGGAAAUAGUCCUGCUGCAAACAAAAGCAGAAAGUUUGGAUAAUGAACUUCAGGAAGAAAGACGCAGCCAUCAGGAUGAUUUGGCUAAAUACAAAGAACUUCAGGAGCAAACUGAAAGGAAUGAAAAGAGUUUAAUGUCCUCUGAUGCUGACACUGAUAUCAAAACAAAACAGUCGGAUUGCUCCCUCAUAAGUGGUCGUGUUGGGUGGUUGUAGCCACUGGGAAACGAACUUGGUCUAUCACAACACCAACCUGAUUGAUACGGGGAAGCAUAGCUCGUGUAGAGGAAGUCUACAAUUUCAUGGACAUGCUACUGAGGCCUUUUGUCUUGGCUUUGCUUAUCUAUCAUAUUGGUCAUAUUAUAUCUGCAUAUUCUUUUAGGUUUCCUGUAGUUCGAUGUGCCUUGAGCUCUUCCUUUCUCAUUUACAUAUCUACCAUAGAGUAUAUGGUUAUAUUUCUUUUCUUUGUAUUCUUGUGGUAGGACCUGUUCUGGCUUAUGAGUUUUGAAAGAAAGGAAUUUAGGAAAAGUAUACCAGCCUAUUAAAAUUUGUCCCUGGAAAACAUAUUUUAUAUUUGUCUUGCUCACAUACAAGUUCAUAAAUGUUGUGUAUGAACUUGUUCCCACCCAUUUAUUGAAAAACUAGAAAGGAAAUGCAAAUUAAAAUACAAAGAAAUACAAACAUAAAAGCAAAUAACAGAGAGAAGGGAAUUUGCACAAGACUAUUUCUUUAUAGACUCAUGAUGAGUUGUGCAGAUAUACUCCUCAGUGAUCUGCCUGUUUAUGGUACAUAUUUGACUUCAUUUUUGGUGAUAUGUUGUGAUUUAGUUCUUGCUUCACAAGUUUCAGUUAUCAAAGGAUAAAGGUUAUAUUGAUUGUCUCACUUAUGGUUUCCAGUAUCAACACUUACCAUAAAGUUGAGGUGACUGGUUCUUACAAUCAUUUGUCAAUGAUGCCCUUGAGGAUGUUCUUAAUAGUUAAUACAUAAGGUGAUAGCAACAAUUUUAUUGAGUAUAAAGUAGUAAUGGACCUUGGAAGACCAUAAUUAGAAGAGACAUUCCAGUGGCUUGAUAUAAAGAUAUUAGUUUUUUCCCCCUCUCUUUUCUCUCUCUCUCUCUCUCUCUCUCACACACACACGCGCACACGCACGCAAAUAUUCUAUUCUGCAGCUAGUUGUUAUACUGUGUGUUUAACCUUUUAAAUUACAACAUGAGACAGCAGGUAGGAGCUUACGUCUUUAACUCUGUACCAAUAACUCUGUUGGAAAGCACCUUAUUAUUUUUGUUCUGAUGUGUGAAUUGCCAUCAUCUUUGAUUCUGUACCAUCUAUUAGGGAUCGACCUUUCAUGUCCAGUUGUCCACUGUUUGCCCCUGCAACCAGAGUUUUCUUAUUUCUAGUUUGUCAUCUAAUUUGAAAGCCUAGACAUACAGCUUAAUUAAAUAUAAAUUGUCUUUCUCAAGAAUAAUCUGGUUACUUUUCAUUUGAUAUAAAGGUGUAUUUUGUAGUGAGACUAAAAUCAGCCAAGUCCUGAUACCAUUAACACUUUAAAUUUUCCGCAUUAUGUAUAGACUUUGAAAAUACGAACAUCCUUCAAUUUUGUGCUGAACUUUUUUAUGCGCCAUAACAGGAGAGAGAGAUAGCAGCAGCAGCAGAGAAGCUUGUGGAGUGUCAGGAGACCAUACGUGUUCUUGGCAGGCAAUUGCAGGCAAUGCGUCCACCUGCAGAAUCCUUGAGUUCCUCUCCAAACAACAGACACCGAAUGAGUGAUUACUUGUUGGAAAAUGAACCAGGCCCAAGUGGCAUUAACCCUCAAGUCAUGCGUGCCUCACCACACUCGAGUCACUCCGAGAUGGAAAAUGCUG
This is a messenger RNA of Phoenix dactylifera (date palm), 4864 nucleotides long. Its product is annotated as filament-like plant protein 4. Lineage: Eukaryota; Viridiplantae; Streptophyta; Magnoliopsida; Arecales; Arecaceae. The record is from RefSeq and is a predicted model, not a curated record.